GGAGAGUGUUGCAAAGCAGAAUUGUAAACCAGGGAGAGAGAGUUAACGAGCGGCGCCACAAGAUGCAGAUCUUCGUGAAAACCCUAACGGGGAAGACGAUUACGUUGGAAGUUGAGUCCAGCGAUACCAUCGACAAUGUCAAAGCUAAGAUCCAGGAUAAGGAAGGUAUUCCCCCGGACCAGCAGAGACUUAUCUUUGCUGGGAAACAGCUUGAGGAUGGGCGAACGCUCGCUGACUACAAUAUCCAGAAAGAGUCAACUCUACACCUGGUGCUCAGGCUUCGUGGUGGUAUCAUUGAGCCAUCUUUGAUGGCAUUGGCUAGGAAGUACAAUCAGGAUAAGAUGAUCUGCCGCAAGUGCUAUGCCCGCCUGCACCCUCGUGCUGUCAACUGCAGGAAAAAGAAGUGUGGACACAGCAACCAGUUGAGGCCAAAGAAGAAGAUAAAGUAGACUGUUGAUUUUGGGAGAGGAAAUCUAUGCAAAAGUUUAUGCUUUGAUUUAUUUUCUGGAUCUCUUAUGCCUAGAACUAUUUACUUUAUACUCAUUAGGAGUUUGAAUUGUUAUUGUUUUUGCUUUUUAACAUUCUCAAGUAAUGGCAUGUUUUGUUCUUGACCUUUGAGUACUAA
Messenger RNA from Benincasa hispida (wax gourd), 625 nucleotides. RefSeq names its product ubiquitin-ribosomal protein eL40 fusion protein. Gene Ontology annotation, biological process: translation. Gene Ontology annotation, cellular component: ribosome. Gene Ontology annotation, molecular function: structural constituent of ribosome; protein binding. The record is from RefSeq and is a predicted model, not a curated record. Lineage: Eukaryota; Viridiplantae; Streptophyta; Magnoliopsida; Cucurbitales; Cucurbitaceae.